Molecule: messenger RNA, 845 nt
Organism: Thermothielavioides terrestris NRRL 8126
Lineage: Eukaryota; Fungi; Ascomycota; Sordariomycetes; Sordariales; Chaetomiaceae
Product: 40S ribosomal protein S21
Exons: 3
Coding region: 129-392 (87 amino acids)
Biological process (GO): endonucleolytic cleavage in ITS1 to separate SSU-rRNA from 5.8S rRNA and LSU-rRNA from tricistronic rRNA transcript (SSU-rRNA, 5.8S rRNA, LSU-rRNA); translation; endonucleolytic cleavage to generate mature 3'-end of SSU-rRNA from (SSU-rRNA, 5.8S rRNA, LSU-rRNA)
Cellular component (GO): cytosolic small ribosomal subunit; ribosome
Molecular function (GO): structural constituent of ribosome
Source: RefSeq, a predicted model, not a curated record
GCGCCCACCAAAUCAACAAAACUGAAUCGAAAUUCCAGCUCGGCCCUGAAAUUUUGCAGUCCUGCUCUCCGGCACCGCACCGCACUCUCGAACCCGUCAUUCCGCAGCGCGCAUAACAAGUCGCAAACAUGGAGAACGACCGUGGCGAGAUCGUCGACCUUUACGUCCCCCGCAAGUGCUCUGCGACGGGCCGGAUCAUCAAGGCCAAGGACCACGGCUCCUGCCAGAUCACCAUCGCCAAGGUCGACGAGAACGGCCGGGCCAUCCAGGGCGAGAACAUCAUCUACGCUCUGUCCGGCUUCGUCCGCGCGAUGGGCGAGAGCGACGAUGCGCUGAACAGGCUCGCCCAGCGGGACGGCCUCCUCAAGAACGUCUGGAGCGCCCAGCGGUAGAUUGCGACGGCUAGCAUUUUGCAGCGGAUGACGAUGUGCGUUUCAACGACCGGCGCCUCGACAUGAUUUAGACGAAUGGCAGCGGUGGGAACGACGGCUGGGUACGGGAUCUGGAACCUCUUUUCGGAGAUGCAUCUUUGCCGAUUACUCGAUGGCGUCAACGGACAUUGUCUCUCGGAACGAAAUACACUGGCAUCGUGAUCACGGUUCUCGCUCCCUCGGUUGCCCCGGCUGCCCGCGAUCUUCGCUCCGUGACUUUGUCCGGCUAGCAAUGUCUCCCCCGAUCCAUGCUCAAUAUUUGGGGAGGUUGGGGCUACUCUGAUAGUCCCCGUGCCGUAGAUCAAGUCCAGGCCUCGAAAAAGCCGUGACGAAGAAGUGGCACGUCGUGGUACAGAUACGGGUCUGACACGUUCUCCUCUCAACCAGCAGCCUCUUGAAUCCUUUGUGCGAGUA